AUGGAAUGGUACGCCUCCGUUCAACACCCAGGACGCAGCAAACUCGCAAAAUAUUCUCAAGUUCCAUCAAUUUCAAUGCAAGAUUCAAUCUUGACAAUUCCUACUCUACCAGUAGAACUCGUCACUGAAAUCCUUUUAAGGCUUCCAGUAAAAUCUCUCUUGCAAUUUAGGUGCGUUUCAAAAUCUUGGCUUGAUUUACUCUCUAGUCCUGAAUUUAUCAAGUCCCAUCUCAACUUAUCAGCUAAUAACAAGGACAACACUCACCAUAGGCUCAUGUUGAGUUAUCCUUGUACGUACAAUUUUAAGGAUUGGUCUCUUAGGUCUUUACUUUAUGAGUCUGAUGUGAUGGAGGCACCUGACUUGAAGUGGCCCAUGAAAAACCCCCCAAACCCUUUUUGUUUUACGGAUUCUGUCAACGGAUUGAUUUGUCUUAUUGAUGGGUCAAAAGAUUUGUUUCUAUGGAAUCCAUCCAUUAGAAAGUACAAGAAAUUGCCUGAUUUUAGAACUAAUUCGAGGGAUGUAGUGAGAUAUACUUACUGUGAUGGUCAUUCACAUGAUGUUGAGGUCAACAUAUAUAGUCUAAAGAGUGAUUCUUGGAGAAACAUCCAUUAUCUUCGAGAUGGGAUGAUAUUCUCUCUUCCGGGUAAGUUUGUCAAUGGGAAACUAUAUUGGGCUACGUUUUUCAAUGGGGAACAUCCUAAAAAUAGCAAUUGUCCUCUGUGUGAGGACCGUAACAUAAUUUCUAUUGAUUUGGUCGACGAGAAAUUGGAAAAGGUGGAGCAGCCAUCCUAUGGAGAAGGAGAUAAUGAUUUGCGACUAGGAGUGUUGGGCAAUGAUCUUUCUGUCUAUAUUAAUAACGAGGGAAAACAUGUAUCUCUUUGGGUUAUGAAAAAAUGUUGGACAAAGAUGUUUACCAUCAAGUAUGCUAAUUAUCCAUCUUCGUAUGCUCUUCCAUUUUUCAUGUCAAAUAAAGGUGAAAUUGUGGUUGGAUUUAAAUCAACUCUCAUGAUAUACAAUCCAAAUGAUGACUCGCUCCGUCCUGCGAUUAUUAAGUGUGAUGGCUGGUGGUACGCGGAAAUCUAUGUUGAAAGCCUAGUUUCUCCUUUUUCCAUCGGAGGGACUGCUAAUGCAAAAAAAACACAUGCGGACAAAGCUCAGAUCAAGACAAUCAAGUAA
Lycium ferocissimum is the source of this 1176-nucleotide messenger RNA. RefSeq names its product F-box/kelch-repeat protein At3g23880-like. Lineage: Eukaryota; Viridiplantae; Streptophyta; Magnoliopsida; Solanales; Solanaceae. The transcript is spliced from 2 exons. The record is from RefSeq and is a predicted model, not a curated record. The coding region runs from base 1 to 1176 and encodes 391 amino acids. Gene Ontology annotation, molecular function: protein binding.